Molecule: messenger RNA, 4485 nt
Organism: Aspergillus mulundensis
Lineage: Eukaryota; Fungi; Ascomycota; Eurotiomycetes; Eurotiales; Aspergillaceae
Product: putative ABC transporter
Exons: 13
Coding region: 1-4485 (1494 amino acids)
Biological process (GO): transmembrane transport
Cellular component (GO): membrane
Molecular function (GO): ABC-type transporter activity; ATP binding; ATP hydrolysis activity
Source: RefSeq, a predicted model, not a curated record
AUGGAGAAAGACUCCUACCCCGGCGACCCACCCAGGGACUCAGAGCAACACUUGCGCUCCUCCACAGCGACAGACUCCACCUCUGAUACGGCAUCCCUUCCUUCAGACCCCGAGGGCGAGAAGUUUGCGCCUAUCCAGACAAACCAGUCCAGCCGCAGUCGUAAUGGGACUCUUACUCGCAGACGCACUGCCGGCGGGGGACCUCUCUCCAACGACGAAAUCACGCAUGCGCUGUCGCAUCGGCAGACAAGCUCCACCUACAAAGGGGAGGAGGAUGAUAACGAAAUCGUCAGGCUGGUAUCCCGGAUGUUCGGCCAUGAGCGCAAGGCCAACUCCGACGAGGAGCAAACGAGACACCAUGGCGUGGUUUGGAAGAACCUUACCGUCAAAGGCGUUGGAUUGGGCGCUGCAAUCCAGCCAACAAAUGCGGAUAUUUUUCUGGGACUGCCGAGGUUGAUAAAGGGGCUUCUUACGCGAGGGAGAAAGGGAACGAGCGCGGGUAGUGCGCCGCUGAGGACGAUUCUAGAUGACUUUACUGGCUGCGUUCGGCCGGGAGAGAUGCUCCUCGUCCUGGGCCGGCCAGGGUCUGGCUGCUCGACAUUCUUAAAAACGAUAGGUAAUCAGCGAUCUGGAUAUAAGAGCGUUGAAGGGGAUAUCCACUACGGUGGGACAGAUGCCGAUACUAUGGUAGACAAAUACCGCUCGGAAGUCUUGUAUAACCCAGAAGAGGACCUCCACUACGCCACUCUGACCGUGAGAGAGACAAUCAUGUUCGCUCUGAAGACUCGGACGCCGGACAAAGACUCACGCCUGCCGGGAGAAAGCCGGAAGGACUACCAGGAGACCUUUCUAUCAACAAUCGCCAAACUAUUCUGGAUUGAACACUGUCUCGGAACAAAGGUCGGUGGCGAGAUCGUCCGCGGAGUCUCAGGCGGAGAAAAGAAGCGUGUCUCAAUCGGUGAAGCCCUGGUUACGAAAGCUAGUGUACAGUGCUGGGACAACUCCACCAAAGGACUUGACGCAAGUACUGCGUCCGAGUACGUGCAGAGUCUGAGGAGUCUGACCAACAUGGCUCACGCUUCGACCCUGGUCGCCCUUUACCAAGCAUCCGAGAACCUGUACAAGCAGUUCGACAAGGUACUGCUGAUCGAGGACGGAAAGUGCGCAUACUUCGGACGCGCAGAGCACGCAAGGGAAUACUUUGAGAACCUUGGCUUCGAAUGUCCCCCGCGAUGGACAACUCCGGACUUCCUGACGUCGGUUAGCGAUGUCAACGCUCGACGGGUGAAGAAGGACUGGGAGGACCGCAUACCCCGUUCCGCAGAGGACUUCCAGCGCGCAUACCGCAACAGCGAAGCCUACAAGGAGAAUUUGAGGGAUAUCGAGGACUUUGAGCAAGAGGUCAAGGAACAUGAAGAGGAACGGGAGGAAGCUCGAAGAAAGGCGCCAAAGAAGAAUUACACUGUGCCAUUCCACCAGCAGGUCAUGAUUCUUACCGAACGGCAGUUCAAGAUCAUGUACGGAGAUCGAGGAACGCUCAUUGGGAAGUGGUCGAUCCUCACUUUCCAGGCGCUCAUCAUCGGGAGUCUGUUUUACAACCUGCCCACCACUAGUGCUGGCACCUUUACGAGGGGCGGGGCCAUGUUCUUCGUUCUUUUAUUCAACGCCCUUCUUGCUCUUGCGGAGCUGACGGAUGUCUUCGCACACCGUCCUGUGAUGUUGAAGCAUAAGAGUUUUUCGUUCUACCGGCCUUCUGCGUACGCUGUGGCUCAGGUCGUGGUUGAUGUACCCAUAAUUUUUAUUCAGGUCACGCUGUUCGAGCUGAUCGUCUACUUUAUGGCCAACCUUCAGAGAACACCGUCUCAGUUCUUCAUCAACUUUUUAUUCAUCUUCACCCUCACGAUGACCAUGUAUUCAUUCUUCCGGGCUGUGGGCGCCUUCUGCGGUUCGCUAGACGUUGCUACGCGUAUUACUGGGGUCGCCAUCCAGAUUCUGGUCGUCUAUACCGGUUAUUUGAUCCCACCUUGGAAAAUGCAUCCGUGGUUUAAGUGGCUGAUCUGGAUUAACCCUGUUCAGUAUGCCUUCGAAGGUAUCAUGACGAACGAGUUCUACAACCUGGACAUCCAAUGUAUUCCGCCACAGAUAGUGCCUGAUGGCCCCGAUGCACAGUCUGGUUACCAGACCUGUGCUGUUCAAGGAAGCACGCCAGACCAGCUGGUCGUCCAGGGUUCAAACUACAUUAGAACGGCCUUCACCUACAGUCGGUCCCAUCUGUGGCGCAACUUCGGCAUCAUCAUUGCCUUCUUUAUCUUCUUCGUGGCUUUGACCAUGCUCGGAAUGGAGCUGCAGAAGCCCAAUAAGGGUGGGAGCUCGGUAACUAUCUUCAAGCGAGGCGAGGCUCCGAAAGAGGUUGAGAAAGCGGUCGAGCAGAAGGAGAAGCCGAACGAUAUAGAGUCUGGUUCUCAGAGCAACCCCUCUAAUGGCGCGACUUCGGAUGAGUCUGGUGAAGGGGUUGAAGGUAUUGCGCGGAGCGAGUCCGUCUUCACGUUCCAAAAUGUCAACUAUACCAUUCCUGUUAGUGGCGGGAAGAGGCAGCUAUUGAAAGACGUGCAAGGCUAUGUCCGCCCAGGGCGACUUACUGCGCUCGUUGGAGCUUCUGGUGCAGGGAAAACAACCCUCCUUAACGCACUUGCCCAACGGCUAGACUUUGGCGUUGUCACUGGAGACUUCCUGGUUGACGGAAAGCCGCUUCCGCGAAGUUUCCAACGAGCCACUGGCUUCGCCGAACAACAAGAUAUUCACGAGCCAACCGCCACUGUUCGAGAAAGCCUUCGUUUCUCUGCGCUCCUUCGCCAGCCCAAGGAAGUUCCCAUUCAAGAGAAAUAUGACUACUGCGAGAAGAUCAUUGACUUGCUGGAGAUGCGGCCCAUUGCUGGGGCCACGGUCGGAGCUGGUGGGACUGGACUGAACCAAGAGCAGCGGAAGAGACUUACCAUUGCCGUUGAGCUGGCGAGUAAGCCCUCGCUGCUGUUGUUCUUGGAUGAGCCGACUUCCGGCUUGGACUCUCUUGCUGCAUUCAAUAUCGUCCGAUUCCUGCGUCGAUUAGCGGAUGCUGGACAAGCGAUCUUGUGCACCAUCCACCAGCCAUCAGCUGUGCUGUUUGAGAUGUUCGACGACCUGAUCCUGCUCAAGAGUGGCGGCCGAACCGUCUACAAUGGCGAACUCGGUCAAGAUUCGUCCAAACUGAUUGAGUAUUUCGAGAAGAAUGGCGGCAAGAAAUGCCCCCCGAAUGCCAAUCCAGCAGAGUACAUGCUUGAGGUAAUUGGCGCCGGAAAUCCGACAUAUAAAGGUCAAGACUGGGCCGAUGUCUGGGCCGACUCAGAAAACUGCAAGAACCUCACCGUUGACAUCGACAAGAUCAUCGAGACCCGCCGGAACAACGAGAAGGAGCGCAACAAGGACGAUGAUCGCGAAUAUGCAAUGCCGAUAUGGACGCAGAUCAUGACCGUCACAAAGCGCUCCUUCAUCGCAUACUGGAGGACACCUGAGUACAACAUUGGCAAAUUCGCCCUCCACAUUUUCACCGGCCUCUUCAACACCUUCACCUUCUGGCACCUAGGCAACAGCUACAUCGACAUGCAAUCGCGCCUCUUCUCCGUCUUCAUGACGCUGACCAUCUGCCCACCCCUAAUCCAGCAGCUCCAACCGCGCUUCCUCCACUUCCGCGGCCUCUACGAGUCCCGCGAGGCAAACUCCAAAAUCUACAACUGGACCGCGUUCGUAACAUCCGCCAUCCUCCCCGAACUGCCCUACUCCAUCAUCGCAGGCUCAAUCUACUUCAACUGCUGGUACUGGGGGAUUUGGUUCCCUAGAGACUCCUUCAGCUCCGGCUUCACCUGGAUGCUCCUCAUGCUCUUCGAGCUCUUCUACGUCUCCUUCGGUCAAUUCAUCGCCGCCAUCUCGCCCAACGAACUCCUCGCCUCUCUUUUGGUCCCCUGUUUCUUCACCUUCAUCGUCGCCUUCUGCGGCGUCGUCGUCCCAUACAUGGCCAUGCCAACCUUCUGGCAAUCCUGGAUGUACUGGCUCACCCCCUUCCACUACCUCCUCGAAGCCUUCCUCGGCGUCCUAGUCCACAACAUCCCAAUGCAGUGCGUCGAGCGCGAGGAAUCCUUCUUCUCGCUCCCCCCGGACCAGAACUCCUGCCAGUCCUACGCGUCCUCCUUCCUCUCCCAGCCAAGCGCAAGCGGGUAUGUCCGGGACGCGGGGAACAACAUGUGCGCGUACUGCCAGUACAGCGACGGCGACCAGUUCGCGACGAACUUCAACGUCUACUACAGCCAUAAGUGGCGCGACUACGGCAUUUUCUGGGCGUUCGUGAUGUUUAACUUUGCCGCGGUGUUUGCCCUCUCGUGGCUUUAUUUGCAUGGUGUUAAUGAUGCGAAGAGGUGGGUUAGUAAGAGGAAGGCGAGGAGGAGUGGGUUGUAG